AUGAACCCAAAUCACCAUGUAGCCUGUCGCGGUCGUUAUGAACCCAAAUCACCAUGUGACUACAGAGCCAAUCAUUGUCAUGAAACUUCUCACUGCAUUCCUUGCUGGGUAAGAUACGCCUCGUGUCUUCAGCUACCCGAUGGCUUAAACCCCUGGCCCGAUCUGGAAUGGAAACCCUUCUUCGUAGAAUGUUACAAAGAAAGGACGGUGUUUCAGGGCGCAUGCGAUAAAAGUGCAGUAUUUUCACCCUUAACUAGAGCUUGUGAAACGCCUUACAGUAUUCCGAGACAGCAUGGCGGCUGGAGACCUGUUUGUGAUAGCAGACGAGAUGGUAUCUACGCGGAUGAAUAUGGGAGAUGUGACAUUUUCUAUGUUUGUAAGAAUUUUGAUUUUGCCGGUUUUUUCCGAUGUGAUAAUGAACAAAUGUUCGAUCCUUUAACUUCAACCUGUCAGGGACCCUCUACCGUACCUUAUCCAUGUGGCGAUCUUGAAAUGCCCAACUUGUGUGAAUUGCUUCUAGAUGGAAAAUAUAUGGAUAUGUUUGGUCGAUGCACACAUUAUUUUGAGUGUAAGAAUAGAAAAUUAAAAGGAAUUUCAAUGUGCCCGACAGGGAUUUUCAACCCCGAAACACGGAAUUGCGACACCAGUAAAGAUAUACCUAAACCAUGCGGUUUAUUUGACAACCCUUGCACCCACGAAGACGAUGGAUUUGUGACUGAUCCGUCUGUGUGUACCAAAGUCUAUUUGUGUGAACGGGGCUUAACAAUGGCUUCGUUUGAUUGUGACAAAAAUAUUACAUGUGUGGGUGGCGAAGACGUUUCGAACAUGUGUAUGAUUCCACCUGAUUGCACCAACAAGUUGGAUGGGUUUUAUCCGGACAUUCAGAAUGGGGUUGAUGUGUACUAUACGUGCGAAUCUAACGCGAUACAACGUCAUUAUACUUGCAAUCGAGAAAAGGGAGGAACUGUUUUUAUUCCAUCUAAACAGCGUUGUGAUUUUCCAGAAGAUUUAUGUUACGACUUGUAUCGAUUUCCGAACAAAUGCUGAUGGUCGCCUGGUGAUCAUAAAGGUGAGCAUAAAGGUUCGCUUGUGUUACAUGUGUUUACAUUUAUGAAUAGUUUGUGAGACAAACUUUAAGCUUUCCAGUACUAUUUUUUCUGAUGAAGUUGCAAUCACAGUAAGAAAAAGUUUAAUGACAAAGAAUCGAUCAUCAAUGUAAAACGUUGAAAAUAGUCUUUGCGGCUUGACCCCAUUCCUUUCCCAAUUUACCCAUGUACUCGUCGGAGAAUGUAUUGCCCUGUGGGCCUACUUGACAGAUCUGUAAGAACCAAUAAAAGUCAAAUAAGAACCUUCUUAAUCAAAAUUAUAAUGUAGUGAUUCCUGUUACACUAAUGACCAUAUUGAUUCAUUGAAUGUUAUGUUCUAAUAUCCAAACUAGUCGGCUUUUUACAUUUAGGUAGAUUUUAUUUGUAAAUAAUAGUGCCUUUACUGUAAGUAUAUAUAAGGAAAUUAGCCUAUCUUUGUGCUUUUAAACGUGCCUAUAAAUUCGAUGUUUACUUCUCCUUCCCGUUUAUAAUCAAAAAUGUUAUUUCCAAAAGGCAUUACAGAUCCGUGGUCCAUAUUCAGACCAAGCUGUUGGGCGAGAGGUGAAACAUGUUUGCAAACCAUACCAGAAUAAGAAAAACUAUUCACAAAUGCAUAAGCGUUAUGCACAUUGUUCAGGCUAACAUGUAUUAUAUUUGUAAAAUAAUUAAAAUAUUGAAAUAGAUAUGUAGGAAACACUUAUAAGAUUUACUGUCAGAUUAACGGAACACUUUAUAGGUACCUUGUUACUUUAUUAAUUAGCACAUGUGGUCCGAAUAAUAGCACACAUGGUCAGAAUAAUACAUUAGUCUUGUACAUGUAUUUAGAAAUAUAUGACGCCGAAGACAUUAAAUGAGUUUCUUAUGCUAUAUAUGUAUAUAUUACCCAGCCGGAACAGAACAGUAGGCCGUUAAACCCCUUUUCAUUUUAUUUCAUUUGUAUAUAUUGUAUUAUGUAAUUAAUGUUUGCCUUUCUUUUAAUAAACUUUUGGCUUAUGGUGUA
Molecule: messenger RNA, 2085 nt
Organism: Patella vulgata (common limpet)
Lineage: Eukaryota; Metazoa; Mollusca; Gastropoda; Patellidae
Exons: 4
Coding region: 1-1047 (348 amino acids)
Cellular component (GO): extracellular region
Molecular function (GO): chitin binding
Source: RefSeq, a predicted model, not a curated record